AGAAAACCACGCGAACCCAAACCACGCGCCCCCUCCCCCCUCUCACAAAACAACCAAACACAGCAAAAAAGCAGUUUUCACUAUUCACCCUCUCACCCAUUACCCGCUGCCCGCUUCCACCCGCCGCUACCCCAACGAUUCAACAACAAAGAACUACAACUCCCCUCGAACAGGCAGCAAAGAACUGCGCUUCCCAGAAUUCCGCAGCCCGGUGCUGCUGGCCAGGAAGGGCUCGCGCGGCCCCCAUCAUCAGCACCAGCUUUGUGCUGCAGAGGAGGCGGCGGAGCAGCAACAUCCUGGGAACAAAAUCCUGGAUCAAUUGCAUGUUCUUCAGCAAAGACGCCCUUCAUACUGUGCCGGAGCAAACAGGGAGACGCGGGGAUGGGCGACCAGAAGGACGGGAUGCAGAAGAUCAUCACCACGCUGGCCGUGAAGAACGAGGAGAUCCAGAACUUCAUUCUGCUGCUGAAACAGAGUCUGCAAAAUAUAGAGGUGAACUCCAGUCAGGCUCAGGCAGAGCUGGAGUCGGAGUUCAGCUCUCUAUACAACGUCCUGGACGAGCUGAAGGACAGCAUGCUGACCAAGAUCAAGCAGGAGAGAGCGAGCAAGACCUACGAGCUACAGACUCAGCUGAGCGCGUGCACGAAGGCGCUGGAGAGCUCGGAGGAGCUGCUGGAGCUGGCCAAUCAGACACUGUGCACGGCCGAGAGUGACGACUUCAUCCAGGCUGCCAGGCAGAUUAAGGAUAGUGUUACCAUGGCACCCGCGUUCCGCCUGUCUCUCAAGGCCAAGGUCAGCGACAGCAUGAGCCACCUGAUGGUGGACUUCAGCCGGGAAAGAAGCCAACUGAAGAGCCUGUCCUUCCUGCCAGUCCCCGGGACCCCUGUGAUCGAUCUCUCCCAGUGCCUGGUUGCUGAUAACUGCGUGACUGUGGUGUGGAGCGUCCCGGGGGAGGAUGCCAAGAUUGAGCACUUCGACCUGGAGUACCGGCGCACCGACCACGAGGGGGCUCCACGCGGCAGAGAGGAGCACCCCUGGAUGGUGGUGGAGGGGAUCAGAGGGAGCGAGUACACCUGAGAGGUCAGCGGUUCGACACGCGGGUUCAUGACGUUCCGUGUGAAGGCGUGUAACAAGGCCGUGGCGGGAGAAUUCUCCGAGCCCGUUACCCUGGAAACCAGCGCCUUCGUGUUCAAGCUGGACUCUGGCUCCUCUCAUCAGAACCUGCGUGUGGAGGGUCUCAGUGUGGAGUGGGACUCGACGGGGGGGAAGGUGCUGGAGAUGAAGAAGGAGAUGAAGACCCGGCCGGCCUCCCCGCUCAACUCCCCGGCCAGGUCCGCCAUGAUGAUGUCACCCAAGAGAACGCCUAUGGCGCGGGGGAGCCGGGAUCGAUUCACAGCCGAGUCCUACACUGUGCUGGCGGACACUGCGCUGGACUGCGGGCAGCACUACUGGGAGGUGCGUUUCGAUAAGGACAGCAAGGCGUUCGCGGCCGGCCUCGCGCUGCGCUCCCUCGGGAAGUUCGACCAGCUCGGCAAGACUAGCGCCUCCUGGUGUCUGCAUCUGAACAACUGGCUGCAGACCAGCUUCACCGCCAAGCACAACAACAAGGCCAGGAGCCUGGAGGGGCCGGUGCCAGACAGGCUGGGGGUGCACUGCAGCUACGAGGAGGGUCUCCUCUCAUUCUAUAACGCUCACACCAAGCAGCUGCUCCACACCUUCAAGACCAAGUUCACUCAGCCUGUGGUACCGGCCUUCAUGGUGUGGAACGGAAGCUUCUCGGUGCAGACCGGCCUGCAGGUCCCGAGCACCAUCAAGUGUCUCCAGAAACGCAACAGCGGAACCAGCAGCUCCACCGCCAGCCUGACCUAGAACCGGGGAGCGGCGCCUAGAACCGGGGAGCGGCACCUAGAACCGGGGAGCGGCACCUAGAGCUUCCCCAAGCGCAUUCCCACUUACAUGAAUGCAGUCGCAAUAUAUCCGAAUAUACCGUGUGCUUGUGUGCGCGCGUGUGUGCUCGUAUGUGCGUCCGUGUGCUUGUGUGUGUGUGCGCGCGUAUGUUCGUAUGUGUGUGCGCACGCGUGUGUUCGUAUGUGUGUGUGCGCUCGUGUGUGUAUGUGUGUGCGCACGCGUGUGUGCUUGGGUUUGUGUGUGUGCUCGUGUGUGUGUGUGUGUGCGCACGCGUGUGUAUGUGUGUGCGCACGCGUGUGUGCUUGGGUUUGUGUGUGUGCUCGUGCGUGUGUGUGCUCGUGUGUGUGCUCAUGUGUGUCCUUGUAUGUGUGUGUGUGCUCGUGUGUGUGCGUGCACGUGUGUGUGUGUGUGCGUGCGCGUGUGUGCGUGCUCGUAUGUGUGCGCGUGUGCUCGUGUGUGUGUGCUUGUAUGUGUGUGUGUGCUCGUGUGUGUGCGCGUGUGUGCGUGCUCGUAUGUGUGCGCGUGUGCUCGUGUGUGCGUGCUUGUAUGUGUGUGUGUGCUCGUGUGUGUGCCUGCGCGUGUGCUCGUGCUGCACAGGCUGCUAUUGCUGCAUUUUUAAUUAACUUCAUGGGGUUGUUUUUAAUACUGUGGAUGGUGCCACCUAGUGGCUCCUGUACUGGCCCGGGUCUGCAAGUUCUGUAGCGAUGAUGUCACAAUACCCCCGUGAGAGACGGGGAGACAGACAGGCAAUCGGGGAGGCAGUGAGACUAAAUAAACACAUUUAUGAAAUCCUGUGAUCCCAAAAGCUAUAGAUUAUAGAUGUUUUUUUUGUAUCAAUAUGAAGUCAUUAAUGUUUACCCUGGAAUCGACACAAGAAACUCUUCCCAGGAGAGUUUCCUCAGCUCAGCUCUGCAAAGGAAGGCUGGGUAGCCCUUCCCAUUACCAGAGUAACCUUACCCAAUUAUAGUAGGAAUAACACUGAGCAUAACUAUAUAGAAACAUGCGUAACCUUCAGGUAUGUAGUGUUGAAGUUCAUACUUCCUGAACUAAGAUUUUUCAUUAUGCUGUUCAGCUUUAAAUUGAGUACACUGGUGAUUACCCUGCCUGACCAGCAGGUGUCACCAUGGCUCCUCAACUGUGACAAAUGGAAUUUUUAUACAGCAAAAUUUGGAGUCUUGAUUUCGGGGAGGGGAGGGGGAGACGAGACGAGAUUAAGAAUCAUGAAUGUUUUAAAAAUCAGUGCAAAUUAAAAUCUGCUUUUUUUCAUGA
This is a messenger RNA of Acipenser ruthenus (sterlet), 3177 nucleotides long. Its product is annotated as fibronectin type III and SPRY domain-containing protein 1. The record is from RefSeq and is a predicted model, not a curated record. Gene Ontology annotation, molecular function: protein binding. NCBI's taxonomy places the organism in Eukaryota, Metazoa, Chordata, Actinopteri, Acipenseriformes, Acipenseridae.